AUGCAAAAAGAUGAAUACCAUCAUUAUAUCCCAAGAUUCAUUCUACGUAAUUUUGCUAUUGACAAUUAUGAGAGGAUAUUCUCGAGUAAUAGGAAGCUAUUCACUCAGAAACAAAAAUUUUGGAAGUCAAAAAAGAAAGGAGAAUCUCUCCAAAUUUAUGAUAGAGCCAAUGAUCAAUUAUGUAUCUCUUUAAUUGCGAGAAUUUAUGGAGACAUAAACAUGUACAAAGAUCUUAAUCAUAAUGAUGCAAUGCGUGUGGAAAAGAAAUUAUCAAUUCUCGAAGAGAAAGCAUCAAAAGUAGUCAGAGACAUUAUCGAGACAUCUCAAAUGAAAAGUCAAAUUGUUUUGCUUAGGAAAGAUCUGGCUGACUUACGCAAGUUCCUCUUUAUCAUGGACUACCGAAAACCUUCUAGAAGAAAUCAGUUUGCAGAUAAGAGGUUUGAUAUUGUUACUGGGUCAAUGGUAGAAAAUUUUAUGCAGGAGCAUAAUUUACAAAGUUCGCAAGAAGUGUGGUUACAGAACGUUCGAGAAAUAAUAGAUACCCCACAUGAAGAUGUCAAAGACAACACACGAAUAUUCGUUGUAGAUAGAAUGGAUUACAGGCUUCGUAUGAUCGAUUGUUUCCUCGCAAUUUGGCAAGCUGGUGAAAAUGAUGAAUUUAUUAUGACCAGUAACUCAUUUGGACUUUUUGAAGGUAUAAAUUAUGAUGUACCUAUUCAAGUGGGAGGUUUUGGUGGACCACGUCAAAUAGCCUUCCAUUGGUUUUAUGUCAUCUCUCCAAAGUUAGCAGUGGUUCUUUGCGCUUCUGGAUUUCGAGAAGGUGUUGGAUUUGAAGCUUUAGAUAAAUUUCUUGGGUUUAAACAUCGAUCAAUUUUUAAAAAUGUUUCUCACCCACCACCAAUUCCAGAAUAUGUUGGUUUCAAAGAACCCUCUAAAUUAAGACCAGAAAGUGAAUUUGACAAACCUUUUGAUUUUAGAGAAUUUGACAAUCGGUUUGAUUGGUGGGCAAACCAAUCAGGUCUCAAAAAACAGGAUAACGACAAAUUUACCUUUACCUUUGUUAAAGCCAAUUCAGCCACUGUUCACCUCGUAAACUCUAUCUUGCUUAAUGAGGCUAACCCAGAUCUACAAUUGUCUUUCCUUUCUCUUCCAUAUCUUUAUAAAACAAUUGUCAAAUACUAUAAAAAUUUCAAGGAUAAUAACUUUAUGCCAUCACAGGACUUCUCGAAGAUGAAAAGGACUUUGUUUAUAGCAUUAAACAAAACUCAUAAAGAGGACUUGAAUCUCCGAAGAAAUAUUCUGGUUUGCGGCAAGUAUUGGAAUUUAUGUAAAUUUGAAUAG
Dentiscutata erythropus is the source of this 1341-nucleotide messenger RNA. The record is from the annotation of a GenBank genome assembly. Lineage: Eukaryota; Fungi; Glomeromycota; Glomeromycetes; Diversisporales; Gigasporaceae.